Aplysia californica (California sea hare) is the source of this 1600-nucleotide messenger RNA. RefSeq names its product cathepsin L1. Gene Ontology annotation, molecular function: cysteine-type endopeptidase activity. Gene Ontology annotation, cellular component: lysosome. The transcript is spliced from 6 exons. Bases 13 to 924 code for a protein of 303 amino acids. Gene Ontology annotation, biological process: immune response. The record is from RefSeq and is a predicted model, not a curated record. NCBI's taxonomy places the organism in Eukaryota, Metazoa, Mollusca, Gastropoda, Aplysiida, Aplysiidae.
AAAUACACCAGCAUGGAGGAAUCUGUGCAUCGUCUUGAGAUCUUCAUCGCUAACGUGAAGACCAUCGAGGCUCACAACUGGCGGUACCAUCUGGGACAGACUUCCUACUACAUGGGACUCAACUACUUCGCUGAUAUGACUUUCACAGAGUUCAAAAAGUACAACCGUCUGGGAGAAUUCUCCACCAUCCCCAAGGGCCAACUGGCCAUGAACUUCGGCGUGUGUUCUGAGUACGCUCCUGUCUGGCCCAGACGCUCCCCCCUGCCCGCCACCGUCGACUGGACACAGAAAGGAGCGGUCACUCCCAUCAAGAACCAACAGCAGUGUGGAAGCUGCUGGACUUUCAGUGCUACCGGCUCUAUCGAGGGCCAGAAUUUCCUGAAAUCCGGAAAACUGAUCAGUCUGAGCGAGCAACAGAUCGUGGACUGCUGUCAGCUGAGCGAUUGUUCAGGCUGUGAAGGAGGACUCAUGGACAGUGCUUUCAGAUUCGUCAACUCAACCAACGGACUGGAAUCUGAGGCUGACUACCCCUACACCGCCACGGACGAUAUGUGCGCUUACAACCCCGGCCUGGCUAAGGUCAGAGUGACCGGCUGUGACGACAUCCAAGAGGCCAGUGAGUCAGAUCUCCAGGACGCUACUGCCAAUGUGGGACCCAUCUCUGUGGCCAUCGACGCCUCUCACGGAAGCUUCCAGAUGUAUUCCGGAGGUGUGUACUACGAGCCUGAGUGUGACCCUCAAAGCCUGGAUCAUGGUGUCCUCGUUGUUGGAUACGGCUCUCUAGAAGGACAGGACUACUGGAAGGUUAAGAACAGCUGGGGCGUCAUGUGGGGCAUGAAUGGCUUCAUCCUUAUGUCCAGGGACCAGAACAACAACUGCGGCAUUGCCAGCUCUGCCAGCUUCCCCCACACCGCCACCGCAUAAGGGGCCGGAACCGACUGUCCAUUGGGCUUUCACAUCUCUUUUUCAAUUAAAAAUGUCAUCGUAAUAAUAAAAGGAACGAGUGGGUUACGAGUUUUAUAGAUGGACACCAAAAUUGAUGUGAACAGUACGAUUGAAUUAUAGAUCUAUUGUCUCUUUUAAUUUAGCUCAUGCAAUGUUUCCAAUUCCAAACUUAAAAAUAAAUAAUGUCAAAUCUAACUCUCUGUUAAAAUGUUUAAAUGACUUUUUCGAUCAAAUGUUCUGAUUAUUACAAUUUUUUCAUUUUCCCCUGAAACAAAUCCAUCCAAACAUGGUCUUCAAAUUCUUGGUUGUUUGGGUAGUAAAUGGUAUAUUAGUUUAGUCAUAAAGUUUUAGUCAUCAUUUAGGGUGUGUGGUUCACCUCAUUGAUGUACGAUAUAAGAGUUUGGAAUUAAAACAAAACCCACUUUAGUGUGAGAGGUCUGUAAAAAUUGUGAGUGCUAGAUAUAGAAUGUAUGUGUGCGUUAUUUAUGUGGAGUAGCACAAAUGUUGGGGUAACACACCCUUGCCACCCAAAAAGAAGGCUAUUUAUAAAGGUUGUUUGUCACGAUCAUGUGUAUAUAACCCAUUUUUUAUUCCAUUUUUGAACGUGUCUCCAUUGUGUUGUUUGCGUAAAUAAAUACAAAAUUACAGAUCAAUA